GUGGAUCGCAGUUUUCUCCCGCUCCUCUCGCGUGUGUUUCUGUGUCAGGAUCUCUCCUCUGUUCCGUGUUUAUUCUCUGUGGAUGUUCUGUGGAGAUGUUUGUGAGGGGACGCACAUCGUUUCGGCAGCUGCAGGCGUGUUUUUUCCGACUGCUGUGUUUUAUUCCCACAGGAUUCCCGGUGAUCAGCGUGGACAGUCAGAGAUCCACCGACAACAUCACCAUCAGACAGGGCGACACGGCCGUUAUCCGGUGUUAUGUGGAUGAUAAGGUGUCUAAGGUGGCGUGGUUGAACCGCUCCAACAUCAUCUUCGCUGGCGAGGACAAGUGGUCUCUGGACCCGCGGGUGGAGCUGGUGACUCAGGGUCAGCUGGAGUACAGUCUGAGGAUACAGAAGGUGGAUGUGUUCGACGAGGGGCCCUACACCUGCUCCAUCCAAACCAAACAACAGCCCAAGACCUCACAGGUGUAUCUCAUCGUCCAGGUUCCUGCAACUAUUUAUAAAGUGUCUGAGGACCUGACAGUGAACGAGGGCAGUAAUGUCACGCUGACAUGUUUGGCCAAUGGGAGGCCAGAUCCCUCCAUCACCUGGAGACUGCUCAACCCAUCAGCUGAAGCUCUGGAUGUUGGUGAAUAUCUGGAGAUCUCUGGGAUCGUUCGCUCUCAGUCGGGACGUUAUGAAUGUAAAGCCAGUAAUGACGUCUCCACUCCUGAUGUCAAAUAUGUCAAUGUGAUCGUCAACUAUCCGCCGUAUAUAAAGGAAGUUCACAGCUCAGAGACGGCGCUCGGACACGCAGGUAUUCUGCACUGUGAGGCGGCGGCCGUUCCUCAGCCCGAGUUUGAGUGGUACAGAGACGACCGCAGAUUGUCGAGUUCUCAAGGCGUCAGCAUUCAGAUCACUGGAUCUCGUACGCUGCUGGUGGUCGCAAACGUCACUGAAGAUGAUUAUGGAAAUUACACGUGUGUCGCCACCAACAGACUGGGAAUACACAACGCCAGCGUCUUCCUUUAUAAACCUGGUACUGGGCGGGACAUCAGCGGGUCUUGCAGCAUGUGUCAAUCACCCUGGCUCCUCCUCCUGUGUGUGUUCUGUGCUCUUGUGAAGUGUUAAUGAUCAGCUCAUCGAUCGAUUAUCUCAGACUGUUUCCAUCCGUUCAUCCGCCCACGCUACGCCCAGAACAACCGCUCAAUUAUUGUCAGGAAAAAUAUGACAUGGAGGAAAACGAAGAAUGGUACACUUUUGAAGAACUCAAUAUUGCCAUUUUUACUCUGACACCUGUCUGUCUGUCUGUCUGUCUGUCUGUCUGUCUGUCUGUCUGUCUGACUGUCUGUCUGUCUGUCUGUCUGUCUGACUGUCUGUCUGUCUCAGCAUCUGACCGUUUGGGUUCAUGUGUGUUUUUCUGACUGGAAUCUGAUGUGAUGUUUCGACCGCACAGUUUCUGUCAAACACACCUGUCUUCAUCUAGAAAUGUUAUAAAUGUCAUUUAUUUCAUUUAUUUCAUUGCAUUUAUGUAAAAUAAUGAAAGAUGAGAGUUGCGGUAGAAUCAUUUCAGAUCAUUUAAAAACAAUGAAUCAUGUGUCAGCAUUGCCAAAAUUGAUAUUAAAAACACACUUUUGUAUGAUUAUAGUAAGAUUUUCUGGAACCAAAUCUAUGGGUUAUUAGUUGUGUGUUAAUCAGAUUACCAGUUUUAGUGUCACACUUCUGAUCUGAAAACAUUUUGAGUUCAUAUUCUCAUGAAACUGUAUUUUAUACGUUAUGUAACGCUGACGUCAUUGUCAUGCCAAGCAAACAUUAGCGUGUUAUGAUGGAUUGUAAAAUCUUAAUUUUACAGACGCAGAACAGAAUGUUGCUCUAAUCACUGCGGUACAAAAUGCAUGCAAGUUUAAACCUCAUUAACCCCUCCCACAUACUUAACUCCGCCCAUACCUUAAAUUCCUUGAAUUAAAUUAACUCCUUCCUCAGAAUGUCUUUGAAACGCCUCCCAUCUUGUUAACCCCUCCCACAUACUUAACUCUGCCCAUACCUUAAAUUCCUUGAAUUAAAUUAACUCUUUCCUUGGAAUGUAUUUAAACUCCUCCCAUCGUAUAAACCCCUCCCACAUACUUAACUCCGCCUAUACCUUACAUUUCUUGAAUUACAUGAACUCCUUCCUCAGAAUGUCUUUGAAACUCCUCCCAUCUCAUUAACCCCGCCCAAGUCUUAAAUUUCUUGAAUUAAAUUAACUCCUUCCAUACAGUAUCCUUUAAACUCCUCCCAUCUCAUUAACCCCGCCCAAGUCUUACAUUCUUUGUAUUAAAUUAACUCCUUCCAUAGAGUAUCCUUUAAACUCCUCCCAUCUCAUUAACCCCGCCCAAGUCUUAAAUUCCUUGUAUUAAAUUAACUCCUUCCAUAGAGGAUCCUUUAAACUCCUCCCAUCUCAUUAACCCCACCCAAGUCUUACAUUCUUUGUAUUAAAUUAACUCCUUCCAUAGUGUAUCCUUUAAACUCCUCCCAUCUCAUUAACCCCGCCCAAGUCUUACAUUCUUUGUAUUAAAUUAACUCCUUCCAUAGUGUAUCCUUUAAACUCCUCCCAUCUCAU
Xyrauchen texanus (razorback sucker) is the source of this 2577-nucleotide messenger RNA. Its product is annotated as limbic system-associated membrane protein-like. The record is from RefSeq and is a predicted model, not a curated record. Bases 96 to 1109 code for a protein of 337 amino acids. Lineage: Eukaryota; Metazoa; Chordata; Actinopteri; Cypriniformes; Catostomidae. The transcript has 7 exons. Gene Ontology annotation, cellular component: neuron projection.